Lobosporangium transversale is the source of this 1449-nucleotide messenger RNA. Its product is annotated as kinase-like domain-containing protein. Bases 59 to 1225 code for a protein of 388 amino acids. The transcript has a single exon. Lineage: Eukaryota; Fungi; Mortierellomycota; Mortierellomycetes; Mortierellales; Mortierellaceae. The record is from RefSeq and is a predicted model, not a curated record.
CUCUCCUUCUCACGCCAACACCCUUUUACUUUUCCUCACUCUUUAUUCAUUCCAAUUGAUGGACUUUAAAACAGAAGCUGGCAUCCUGCAGUAUCUGCAGUCUCAUGACGAGACGCGGAGCAUUGUCGCAGUCAGGAAACUGUCUGGUGGAAAUGCCAACUAUGUCUACCGCGGCACUAUCACCGAACCCUGUAUAGAUCUGUUUGGCGGUCGAUCCACGGUCGUCAUUAAGCAUGCAGCUGAUCAUUCAGCUACAUCCAGGGAGAUGGCACUCUAUGUCGACCGAAUGGCUUUUGAGCGGACCAUCCUUGGUAUUGUGGCCGAUGCCAAUAACAAUAAGAACAGCAACAAGGAAGAUGAAAACAUUGAAACGGUUAUUGUCAAGGUGCCACGCGUGCUCUACUGGGACCACAAGAGCAAUAUUGUGAUCCAGGAAGAUGCUGGUAUGAAAUCGACGCACCUCAAGGAGUUCAUCUCGUCUCUCGCCCAGCCACCGAGCCCGAGGCUGACUAAGGAGAUUGGCAGUUCGCUCGGCGAAUUCAUUGCGCGUCUGCAUCUCUAUGGCUUUCGCCAUCGAUCGGAGCUUUACCCGAACAAGAUGGCCAAUACUGAGGCUCUGGGCCUGUCGCGUCUGAUUCUUUAUGAUCAGUUCCCAAAGGCGGCGAGCAAGUACAUGGAGGAUCAGCCGCAGUUUGACCGGGAUGUGAUUGACCUGGCGUCCAAGUGGGGUGGUGACCGACUGAUGAACGAGCCCGAAACACUUGCCCAUGGUGAUUUCUGGCCAGGUAACUUCCUCAUUGAUAUCGCACCAGGAGAAGGAAAUGAGAUCACAAUCAAGCAUAUGUUCAUUGUGGACUGGGAGAUGAGCCGGUAUGCACCUGCAGCAAUGGACCUUGGUCAAUUCAUAGCUGAGGCCUUUUCGCUCAACAAGUACCGCCAUCCAUGUGAAGAGCUAAUGACCUCCUUCCUUGAGGCAUAUUGCAGGAUGUAUGGCGAUCGGCUGACAACCACGGAUCUCAAGACCGCUGUCAUUCACUGCGGCGGCCAUCUGAUGGCGUGGACACCCUAUACAGGCUGGUUUAAAGAAGAUGAAGGCCACGACGCCAAGGCGAAAGAAAUCACACUGAUCGGCGCCGAGUUCAUCAAACGUGCCUGGAUUGAGGACUGGGCUUGGGUCCGCCAGGAAACUGCCUUCCGCGUCAUGGUCGACCAUUUGAAGCUUUGAUCGAAUCCAAGCUGUAGAACUAUAAAGCUAUGUUUUACAGUUGGUACAAAAAGGUUCUCAAUGAGCUUUAUUUAUUAUUUUUGCUCCAGGAACAGUAUAAAAAAGGAUGAAAGUGAUUUCUUUAUUUUAGGUCAGGUUCAAGUUAUUAUUUUUCCUCACUAAUAGCACCGCAAUAACAGAUAAAAAUAUCUCCAAUUUAACAGCGCCAACAGUAAACAAUGACC